Molecule: messenger RNA, 435 nt
Organism: Adineta steineri
Lineage: Eukaryota; Metazoa; Rotifera; Eurotatoria; Adinetida; Adinetidae
Source: the annotation of a GenBank genome assembly
AUGUAUUUAUUUACUAUUCUAUCAGCACUUAUAUGCAUACAAUUCGUAACAAGAGCAUCAAGUGAUUUAGAAAAUGUAUCUCCAAGUGAUCGUUUAAAUUUAUAUCUUCAAUCCGCAUAUGCAUAUAAUAAUGAAGAUGAAUCCUCUAGCAGUAGUGAAAGUAAUGAAGAUAAUGAUUAUAUGCGCCGUUCGACAUCAUUUCUAAGAUUCGGUCGACAAGUAUCACCAUCAGGAUCAUUUCUCCGUUUUGGUCGACAAGUAUCACCAUCAGGAUCAUUUCUUCGUUUUGGUCGAUCAAAUCCAACAUUUCUUCGAUUUGGUCGUGCUAAUCCUAAUGGGGCAACAUUUCUUCGUUUUGGCCGACGAUCACAAUCACCAUCAAACAACGAAUUUCUUCGUUUUAGUCGAAAAGGCGAAUUUUUACGAUUCGGAUAA